This is a messenger RNA of Centruroides sculpturatus (bark scorpion), 1224 nucleotides long. Its product is annotated as probable inactive protein kinase DDB_G0270444. The coding region runs from base 113 to 1141 and encodes 342 amino acids. The record is from RefSeq and is a predicted model, not a curated record. Lineage: Eukaryota; Metazoa; Arthropoda; Arachnida; Scorpiones; Buthidae. The transcript has 7 exons.
CGAAACAAAAUUUAUAUUUCUAAGAAUUGCCAUUCUUGAUUUGUUUCUAAAUAAAUUUCGAAUAAUAUGUAUAAUAGUUUAUUAUCGGAUAAAUUUUAGAUAUUGAAUUAGCAUGCGAUCAAAUUCGAUGAUGAUGGAAGAAAUCGGAGACUGCAUAAUUCAAGAAAAUGAUAUUUUCAAGGAGAGAAAUUCGCAGGAUGAGGAAGAUCCGGAAGAAUAUUUUAAAGAGGGAAAUUGUUCGGAAAUUAUCGAUGAACAAUACUUGAAAACAAAAUCUAAAAUACCUAUCGAAGAAGUAAAUUAUGAUGAAAUUAAAAAGAUUAUGGAAGAAAAAGGAAUUUUGAAACAUUUACAAAACGUGAGUAGAAAACUCCACCAGGAAGCUUUAGAAGUUAUAGAAGCGGAGAGCCAUAAAGUAAUGGAAGAAACUUUGUUAGAAAUGAUUGAUAGAGCAAAUAAGGCUAAAGCGCACAUUAUAGAGGAAACACUGAAGCAAAUUACAUCUCGGCACAAUGAUUACAUUCGGAAUCUAAAGAAGCAACAGAAAAAAGAACUACAGGAAGAAGUUGCAAAAGUAGAAAUUCAGAAAAGAUACGAAUUAGAAGUGAGAAUGGAAGAAGAGAGACGUUCUUCGGAGCAACGAAUGAGAUUGGCAAUGAAAGAAGCUCAAGAACAUUUUCGAGAUCACUUAAAAAUGGCAGUUCAGGAAGUGCAGGAAGAAGAAAGAAGAAUUGCGGAAGAAACUUAUGGGAAGAUGAAGAGAGAUUUUGAAGAAAAAUUAAGAAAAUUAAACCAGGCGUUAGCGGAAGACAAACAGAAAUCGCUUGCCAACUUACAAGCAAAAUUAGAAAAUGAAGCGGAAGAAACGUUAGAACUGUGCAAGAAGAAGUGGGAGAUUCAUUUGAUAACUCAGAUGAAAGAGCAAAAGGAAAAAUACGAAGAAGUUAUUAUUAAAUUAGAUUUCAGAUUAAAAGAAUUGAGUACUGAAGUACAGGAAUUAUCACAACAAUUAAGAGAAAACCUUUUAAAAAAAUCAGAAGCCGAGGCCGAGGUGACAAAAAUAAGAGCUCAAUUAGGACAAUUUAUCAAAUUGGCAAACAUAACAGAAACCGAUUCCGCAUGCAAAACUCGUCAAUCUUAAAUCUAAUUCAAAUUUUAACUUCAAUUGAAUCCAUUUUGUAUAAAAUUAAUGAAAUAAUUAAAAUUUUCGUUUUCAUAAUAACA